GAAGUGGGUCGCGCGAACGCACCGGAAGACGACGAAGAAGAAAGAAGAGGAAGUGGUUGCUGUUGCUGGCUAACCAUUUUGUGUUGUGAGAAGUUAGAGAACCCACAUUUUUGACGAAAUGGAGGAUCAUACUUAUUAUUUAGCACAAGAAAAAGCAAGGGAGCGUGAGUUCUUGUCUUCGUCCAAAAAGCGAAAACAUGAGGAAGCAAAACGAAGUCGGGACAGGCGACGGCAGAGAACAAGGAUAAACAUCGGUGUGGCCUUCGGCAAAUGGAAAUCACUGAUGAGGGACAAAUGUUUUCAGAGUGACGCCGAAGUUGCCUGUUUUCUGCUGGACAUCUAUGAGAGAGGUCCCGCAACAUCAGCUCCCACAAAGGGAAAACCUUUUCAAGUCACAGCUCCAGCAGCGUCUAGCAUCGGUGCUUCUAAUGGGACGGACAGCUUACAUGACAUGAGCAAUAUUGAGGAGGACAUGGAGGAAAAUGUUUUCAGUGACCCCUUGAACAGUGUAAUCGACUGGGCAGAUGAAGGUUCCCCUUACUAUCAUGAAAAAGACGAUGGAGAGACAGAUGACAGCUCUGAUGAAGAGUAUCUCGCUCCAAUUCGUAUACGAAUGGGUGGAGCAUUAAAGAAAGAACCAUCUAUUAAUCAAUUUCAAGUUAUUGGAAUGGAUGGGAUCGUGCAUGACCACCCUGCACAUGAAGACCCUCCUGAUGAGCCUCCCCCCUGUGAUCAGACACCUGUUUUCCCAAACCAACAGCAUGUCCUUUGUGAAGAUGACAUCAUAGGUGCCAAAGCUUCAAUAUUGUAUGAGGACUGUUUGAGACAACUGGCUACGUUUCUCAUCCUGCCUGUGGAUAAAUGUACAGGCCUUUUGAAGACGGGCGUGAUGUGCGACUGCGUUGCCCCGUUUGAGAUCAACAUCACUUCCAAGGGCACAGCAACAAGUGUGGAAUGGAUCUGUCCCAACGGACACAGCUUGUGGAGGUGGAAUUCUCAGCCUGUAAUGAAGUUCGGGAUGCAAGCUGGAGAUUUUCUCUUGUCCACCAACAUUUUGUUGUCUGGCAACAACUAUGCAAAGGUCGCCCUCCUGUUCAAAUAUAUGAACAUGGGGAUGGUGAACAAGAACACAUUCUUCUCCAUUCAGGACACUUACUGUGUCGACACAGGGAAGGACUUCUGGGAAGAGAGGAAGACUGAGGCCCUCAGUCACCUUCAAGGGAGAGAUGUUGUGGUUUUAGAGAUCCCACAGCAGCAUGUCUGUAAGGAGGAGGAGGAGGAGGUUCCUGCUGACCAGCAGCUCUGUAACCAGGAGAGGAACUCCAGUCUAGACCCAGAGGAUCCAGAACCUCCUCAGAUUAAAGAGGAACAGGAGGAACUCUGCAUCACUCUGAAGGGAGAACAUACUGAAACAGGAGAUUGAAACCUUUUCCGUCGACUCCUGCUUGUGAGGAAAGUGCCAACAGUGAAGUUCAGACUCUGGACUUGAGUCCUGAUGAAACUCAGAGUGCAGCAGAGAAGGAUUGUCAGCAUGUCAGUUAAAGGCUCUGCGGUAUCAGAACCAAACCGUGACGACCAGCUCCUCUCCUCUCAUGUAGCUGAGGGCUGAGAUCACAAAGGAGGCAAACAUGGAGACUCAGGAUCCACUAGAAAUGCAGAGCCACAACCACAGAGGACAAGAGUCACACUAACAAUGAAGACUACUCCAUCCCAUAUAAGAUUCAAAGUAACGCUUAUACAAGGAAACACUGUUUAAACAGGACACUUGUGGGAAAUCUUUUGAGUAUGAGUCCAAAUUGCAAACACAUCUGAGAGUCCACACAGCUGUAUAACUGCAGCACCUGUGGGAGAGCAGCCUUACCCAUGUAACACUUGUGGGAAAAGAUUCUGUGAGCAUGAAGCAUUAAAAGUGCAGAGAUUUGAGACUUGGACAAUAACUUAAAGAUCCACAUGAGAACACACAGACUUGAAAAGGCACAUAAGAGUCUACAAGUGGCCUUGUGUUUGUGAAACGUUGGAGAGGAGUCAAACAAUUGAGCUGAAACUCCUGAAUAAAAUACACUCUUCCAAUAGCUGCAUCUGUAUAAAUGAAUGUAAAAUAUUCUCCAUGACUAAGAGGUCACGAUAUCUGUAAGUUGUACGUCGUCAAGAUUGCUAUCAAGUUUUUGUUCUUCUUCAUGUUACUGUAUUACACAUUUCACUGUUAGCAACAGUAUUACUUUGAUAAAAUAAUGUUGCAAUGUUGAUGGUCAGGUGCUAAUCGUUAAAGUUUCAAAAAACCAGAGUCUUUAUUUAUGAAGUAUUUCAGAAUAAUCGUACUUUGAGUAGUACUUGAUAUUUACAAAUGAAACCUCCUACAAAACUUUCCAGGAAAUCAAAAUUGACAUUUGAGAGUGACUGACAAAACUGUUUUAUUUUACCAUGUAAAUCCCAGUAAAUUUAAAUUUGUCUUUGCUAAAAUAACUUAACAACUGUUAGUUUCUACAAAUGUUAAUGAUUGACCUGUUUAGAUAUUUUCAUACACUACCUCAGUAAUGUGAACGAACUGCGAGCUCUCUGAUGCUAAAACAGAGAAAAGCUCCAGUGCUGCUGGCUCACUGAAGUCUUCAUACUGCCAACCAGUCUUUCUGUCUACAGUGUUUUGUUUUGUUUUUUUCAAUUUUAUAAUUUUUAUUUAUUUAUUUUUCCAGUUUAACCUGAGAUCAAAUGGAGAUGAUGUACUACAUGGUGUAGUCAACGCAUUUUAUUAACAAUAAAAUAUUUUUUCAUGA
Thunnus maccoyii (southern bluefin tuna) is the source of this 2771-nucleotide messenger RNA. RefSeq lists its product as uncharacterized. Bases 119 to 1423 code for a protein of 434 amino acids. The record is from RefSeq and is a predicted model, not a curated record. The transcript is spliced from 7 exons. NCBI's taxonomy places the organism in Eukaryota, Metazoa, Chordata, Actinopteri, Scombriformes, Scombridae.